Molecule: messenger RNA, 1192 nt
Organism: Octodon degus (degu)
Lineage: Eukaryota; Metazoa; Chordata; Mammalia; Rodentia; Octodontidae
Gene: Clxn
Product: EF-hand calcium binding domain 1
Exons: 7
Coding region: 103-750 (215 amino acids)
Molecular function (GO): calcium ion binding
Source: RefSeq, a predicted model, not a curated record
UACAAGAGACUGCCACACUACUCCAGCUCCUGGGCUCACUAGGGUUCCAGCAGUCGCGCUGUCGGAGACACCAGUAGCACCAGGAUUCCAUUAGAACCCGGCAUGAAUCGAAAGAAGCUGCAGAAAUUGACGGACGCCUUAACUAAAAAUUGCAAGCAUUUUAAUAAAUUUGAAGUGAACUGUCUUAUAAAGCUUUUCUAUAACCUGGUGGGGGAAGCAGUGGAGCGGCCAGGGGUGGCCGUUGGACUAGAUCGCAAUGCAUUCCGGAACAUUCUGCACAUGACAUUUGGAAUGACAGAUGACAUGAUUAUGGACAGAGUAUUCCGAGGUUUUGAUAAAGACAAUGAUGGUACCAUAAGCGUGACAGAGUGGGUUCACGGAUUAUCACUUUUUCUUCGAGGAUCUUUGGAAGAAAAAAUGAAAUACUGCUUCGAAGUGUUUGACUUGAAUGGUGAUGGCUUCAUCUCAAAGGAGGAGAUGUUUCACAUGCUGAAGAACAGCCUUCUCAAGCAGCCAUCCGAGGAGGACCCCGACGAAGGGAUUAAAGACCUGGUUGAAAUUACGCUUAAGAAAAUGGACCACGACCAUGAUGGGAAGUUGUCUUUUACAGACUAUGAGAAAGCUGUCCGAGAAGAGGCUCUUCUUCUGGAAGCCUUUGGGCCGUGUCUGCCUGAUCCAAAGAGCCAGAUGGAAUUUGAAGCUCAAGUAUUUAAAGACCCGAAUGAUUUGCAUGAAAAUGUGAAUUCCUAAGUGUGUUUUGCUUCAAGUACGAAGAACACAUCUGGGAGACAAGAAGUUCUUUACUGAAUGCUGGGUGUGGCUACGCAAGCUAACAUUUCUCUAGCUGUUUUAUCACAGAUUAGCUGCUGAAGUACAAAACUGUCAUAAGACAUCUGGACUCAACAAAUGAAUGAAUGGGCAAUUCAUAUAAUGUAAGGCAUCUGGAUUCAUCAAAUGAAUGGGCAGAAUAUAUAAUCGGUAAUUAUGAAUGCAUAUAUUCUUCAUGCCAGAGUUUGGGCAUUCACUGAAAAAUCAUAGGAACUACUGAAUUUUUGUAGCCAUGAAUAAUUAAGAUAACAUCAAAAGAGAAAUAAUAAUGGCAUUUAACAUCGAACUAACUUUACUGCCAGGCAUCGAGUGAGAUAGAGAGACAGAUAGAUGAAGGAUACACAAGACUAAAAUUAUACAAAUU